This is a messenger RNA of Lethenteron reissneri (Far Eastern brook lamprey), 6348 nucleotides long. RefSeq names its product receptor-type tyrosine-protein phosphatase kappa-like. The record is from RefSeq and is a predicted model, not a curated record. Lineage: Eukaryota; Metazoa; Chordata; Hyperoartia; Petromyzontiformes; Petromyzontidae. Gene Ontology annotation, molecular function: protein binding; protein tyrosine phosphatase activity. Gene Ontology annotation, cellular component: membrane. Gene Ontology annotation, biological process: protein dephosphorylation.
UAUAGAAGAAGAGUUGUCGGACCCGAGGGUUGCGCGCCUCGCCCGCAUGCGAUGCGCGCGCGCGACCGCUGCCAAUUCUCCGCCGCCUCGGCACCCGCGCCUCGCCCCAGCGUCGCGAUGCCCGCUGGCUCCUGCUCGCUGGAGUCGUAGCCUCCUUCCCUCGUCCUGCCCAGCAUCGACAGCAGCAACUUGGCUUGCGUCCGUCCGUUCGCGCAGGAAGGGAGGGGAGAAGCCGUGGCGAGUCGGCGCGCGGAGGAGAGCGGAGGCCGUGGAGUUUCGUGGAGUCGGGGAGUUCGCGUCCCGACCCGGGCUGUUUAAACCACGCACGAUGAUGGCUCCGCGGUGGAUCGCGCUGGCUCUGUGCGUGGCUCUGACCCGGACCCGAGGAGCCGCACCUGGGGCAGGCGGCUGCACGAUCGGCGUGACCUUCCCUGCCUGCGGAUUCCACCAGGACCCCGAGGAUGACUUUGAUUGGGAAGAGGUUCCCACCCACGAGAUGGACUCCAUUCCCGGCCUGGAGGCCCCGGCAGGGCCCUUUGUGAUGCUGGCCGAUGCCGCGGGCCGACCUACCAGCAGCAAGGCGCGUCUCGCGCUGCCGGCCAUGAUGGAGAACGAUACGCACUGCCUGGACUUCAGCUACCAGGUUGUCAGCAAAGUGGGGGCCAUUGCCUCGGGCUCACUCCACGCGUACGUGCGGGUGAACGGGGGGGCACUCGGGGGGCCGAUUUGGACGGCCCCCGUGCCGCGCUCCAGAGGGUGGGUCUUCGCCGAGCUGGCCGUGAGCACCUUUUGGCCAAACACCUACCAGAUCGUGUUCGAAGUCACGAGCUCGGUGCAGCUGUCCUACGUCGCGCUGGCCGAUGUCCACAUCCUCAACUAUCCCUGCAACGAGGUGCCCCACUUCCUCAACCUGGUGAACGAAGAGGUGAACGCGGGACAGAACGCGUCCAUCCAGUGUGUCCUCAUCAGUCGGCGGCAGCAGCUGGGCACGCUGUGGCUCCAGAGCCAGAAGGGUAAGGACGUGAUGGUGGCCAGCAGCCACCUGCAGGCGCGGCGCUACACGGCCACCUACAGCUUCCCCACGGCCGCCAAGGACGACUCGGACAAGUUCCGCUGCGUCGUUCACAGCACCGAGGGCGCCAGCGUCUCCAACUUUGCCUCGCUCAUCGUCAGGGAGCCCCCAACGCCCGUGGCUCCCCCGCUGCUGUUGCGCGUGGGCCCCACGAACCUGUGGGUCCACCUCAACGCCAACUCGAUCGUGGGCGAGGGCCCCAUCAUCCUGAAGGAGGUGAUGUGGAAGCAGAGCGCGGGGACGUGGGCCGAGGUGAACCGUGCUGACUCGCAGACCUACAAGCUGUGGCACCUGGACCCGGACACGGCCUACGAGAUCCGUGUGCUGCUCACGCGGCCCGGCGAGGGCGGCACGGGCCUUCCGGGCCCGCCGCUCAUCACGCGAACGCGCUGUGCAGAGCCGAAGCACGGCCCUCUGAACCUGCGUGUGGUGUCCAUCCGCUCGCGGGAGAUCAGCCUGCAGUGGGAGCCGCUGGGCUACAACGUCACGCGUUGCCACGCCUUCAAUGUCACCGUGUGCUACCGCAGCUGGGCCACGAGGGGCCCGGCGGGGAACGGCACAGCCGGGGGCGCGGCGGCGGAAGCCGGCGGCGGCGGCGAGGAGUGUAGGGACGCCGGGAGGGCGGCUCAUGGCUUCGUGCUGCCCGGCCUUCCUCCGUUCCGCAACCUGAGCCUGCAAGCCGUGCUAAUGACGCCCGAGGGGCGGAAGGCGAGCGAGCGGGUGGUGACGCACACGGACGAGGACGUCCCGGGGCCCGUGUCCCUCGAGCGUGUCCAGGGCGUCGUCACCGAGGAGACGAUCUUCCUGCAGUGGAGUGAGCCUGACGAGCCCAACGGCGCCAUCGUUCAAUACGAGGUCUUGUACAGCGCCGUGCGGUCGGUGGACCCGGCGUUCAACGUGGAGGACGAGCACGGCCAGGCGCACAAGCCGGCCAACGAGACGCAGCACCUGUUCCCGGCUCUCUACCCCGGCACCACCUACUCCUUCUCCAUCCGCGCCAGCACCGUCAAGGGCCUCGGGCCCUCCACCACCGUCUACUUCACCACCAAGAUCUCAGCUCCGACGCUGCCCCACUACGGCGCCGACUCGCUCAUCGACUACACGGACACCACGGCCACCAUCCUGCUGAAACCGGCACAGGCCAGAGGGGCCCCCAUCAGCGCGUACCAGCUGGUGGUGAAGGAGGGCCCCUCGGGGAAGGCCCGGCGGGAGGCCGGCGGCUGCUUCUCGACGCCGCUGGCGUACCGCGAGGCGCGGGCCCAGGGCUCGCCGUUCUACUUUGCGGCGGAGCUUCCUCCCGAGGGCCUCCCCGUGGAGCGGCGCUUCGUCGUAGGAGACAACCACACGUACGGUGGCUACUGGAACGCGCCACUGGCCGCCAGCAAGGUCUACGACAUCUUCUUCCAGGCCAUCAGCAGCACGCAGGAGGAAACCAAAAUUGCCUGCGUGAAGCUCGCAAAGCGAGUGACGAGGAACGCCGAUCUUCCGGACGCCGAGCUCCAGACCGACCACACCAUGAAGAUCGCCGGCGUCAUCGCCGGCAUCCUGGCCGUCCUCAUCAUCCUCCUGGGCAUCGUCGUCUACAUGAAGCGGAGAAAACUGGCGAAGAAGCGCAAGGAGACUGUGAGCGCCACGCGGCAGGAGAUGACGCACAUGGUGAACUCGAUGGAUCGCGGCUACGGUGACCAGAGCCUGACCCUCAUCGACGACCAGGGCACCUUCCUGGACACGCACAACGUCAGCACCCAAUCGUAUUACACCUCUCCAUCCACCACCAUUCAAACCCAUGGCACCUCCUGCAGAACUGCACAGCCAUACUUCAUCCAAGGUGGGGCAACCCUCGCCGGGGGGUGUGGCGGGGGGGCGGUGGAGUGUACAGUGACGAUCAACGACGACAGCCACGCGGGGCUCUCCGACUCGGGCAUCCUGCUCGACCCGGGGAGCCACAGCCUCCCGCCCAGCGUCACGUCGAGCGCGCACACGCUGCCACACGCGGCGCGCGCCGGGCGCCACGCGCCGGGCCCCGAGUCCGCCUACCAAACCGGGAGCCGCGGCAAGGAGCCGGCGUACCGGGGGCCGCAGGUCUCCGGCGAGGCCUCGUACCGCGCGGGGGCCGCGCCGGGCGACGCGGCCUACCACGCCGGUGGCCGGGGCCCGGACCCGGCGGCGUACCGGGCGCCGCCGCCACCCGCCAACGACGCCGCGUACCGCUCGGGGCAGGCGGCCAACGAGGCGGCCUACCGCGCCGGAGGCCAGCAGCAGGGCCCGGAGGGGAGCUACCACGCGGGCGGGCGUGCCAAGGAUGCCGGCUACCGCCUUGGGCCAGCGCCGGUGCCGGCCGGCGAGCUGAUGUACCCGCCGGCGCAGAUGCGCACGGCGAUCCGCGUGGCCGACCUACUGCAGCACAUGAACCAGAUGAAGACGACGGAGGGCUGCGGCUUCAAGGAGGAGUACGAGAGCUUCCUGGACGGGCAGUCGGCGCCCUGGCAGGUGGCCAAGAAGGAGGAGAACCGGGGCAAGAACCGCUACGGCAACAUCAUCGCCUACGACCACUCCAGGGUGUUGCUGCAGCCCUUGGAUGCCAACCCUCACUCCGACUACAUCAACGCCAACUUCAUCGACGGCUACCACAGGCCGCGGCAGUACGUCGCAACGCAAGGCCCGAUGCAAGAGACGGUGUACGACUUCUGGCGGAUGGUGUGGCAGGAGAAAUCGGCCAGCAUCGUGAUGGUCACCAACCUGGUGGAGGUCGGCAGGGUGAAGUGCUACAAGUACUGGCCGGAGGACGAGCAGGUCCACGGCGACCUCACCGUCUCGCUCGUGCACACCGAGCUGCUCGCCGAAUACGUCAUCCGCACGUUCACCGUGGAGAGGACGGGAUACUUUGAAGUGCAGGAGGUGAAGCAGUUCCACUUCACGGGCUGGCCUGACCACGGCGUCCCCUACUACGCCACGGGGCUGCUCGCCUUCAUCCGCCGCGUGCGCAGCCUCAACCCGCCCGAGGCCGGCCCGGUCGUCGUCCACUGCAGUGCGGGUGCCGGCCGUACCGGCUGCUUCAUCGUCAUCGACAUGAUGCUGGAGAUGGCCGAGGGGGAGGCCGUGGUCGACAUCUACAACUGCGUGCGCGAGCUGCGGGCCCAGCGCGUCAACAUGGUGCAGACCGAGGAGCAGUACGUGUUCAUCCACGACGUCAUCCUGGAGGCCUGCCUGUGCGGGGACACCGCGGUCCCUGCCGCAGAGUUCCGCUCCGUGUAUUACGACCUGGCGAGACUGGACCCCCAAACGCACACCAAUCAGAUCAAGGAGGAGUUCCUGACGCUGAACACGGUGACUCCGGCGCUGCGCGUGGAGGACUGCAGCAUCGCGCUGCUGCCCCGCAACAACACCAAGAAUCGGCACAAGGAGACGCUGCCACCGGACCGCUGCCUGCCCUUCCUGCUCACGCUGGACGGAGACAGCAGCAACUACAUCAACGCCGCCCUCAUGGACAGCUACCACCGCCCGUCGGCGUUCAUCGUGACGCAGCACCCGCUGCCCAACACCGUCAAGGACUUCUGGCGCCUCGUGUUCGACUAUCGCUGCACCUCGGUCAUCGUGCUCAAUGAGCUCAACGCCAGCGAGACUUUCCCGCAGUACUGGCCCGAGGAGGGAAUGCUGCAGUACGGCCCCGUGCAGGUGGAGAUCCUGUCCGCUUGCAAGGACGUGGACAUCAUCUCGCGGAUAUUCCGCAUCUGCAACGUCUCCAGGCCGCAGGACGGGCACCGCGAGGUGCAACACUUCCAGUACCUGGGCUGGCCGUCGCACCGCGACGUGCCCACCUCGCCCGCCUCCUUCCUGCGCCUGGUGGGCCGCGUCGGGGCCUGGCAGGACCAGCUGGCCGAGGAGGAGGGCCGCACGCUCGUGCACUGCCUGAACGGCGGCGGUCAGAGCGGCACGUACUGCGCCGUCAGCAUCCUGUGCGACAUGGUGAAGGGUCAGAGCGUGGCCGACGUGUUCACGGCCGUCAAGACGCUGCGCAACAACAAGCCCAACAUGGUGGAGACGCUGGAGCAAUACCGCUUCUGCUACGACACGGCGCUGGAGUUCCUGAGCCAGUUCCAGCCGUAGAGUGGAGACUCGCUGUCUCUCUGCAGCCACCCGCGUCCCCGUCCAGCACAGCCGAGGGGACCCUGUCGCGCUCCCACGCGGUCCCCGCGUCUCCAGCGGGGGAGGGGAGCGAGGCGGUGGACUGGGGGGGGGGGGGGUGCAGCGCGAGUGAGGGGUCAGGGGUGAAGGGAAAGCGGCGCGGAGCGGGGAUUUGAGAUGGAGCGCGAGCGAGUAAGACUUCGAGCAAAUGAGAGCCGGCGGAGCGCAGAGGUUAUGAGGAGGAGCAGCAGCGGGCGGUAGAGGAGGGGGGAGGUCCGCGGACAGCCGGAGAACUUGAGAGCCAGGCGAGACGGGAGAGGGGAGAGACGAAGAGUGAAGAUGGAAGGGGCAGGUGGGGAGGGAAGGAGGGAGGGGGAGAGAGGCGUCGAUGAGCCGCGUCUCCUCGCUCUCGGCACUGCACCACGAGAGUGGCCGCGGGAGCUCAGCUGCUCGCUCGCUCACUCGCGUCUCGCUGCCGCUUCUGUAGGUGCCCCAACCCCUCCCCGCAUCAUGACCUUGCCCUUUGGAAUUUAACUGUCCGUUUUAAUACAUUUGCACUAACUGUUGCGUAUAUUGAUGUUGUUUGAGGCAUAGGCGUUUAAUAUGCAGUGGGGGGAAAAAAGUUGGGGGUUUUUCCCGUAUAUUUGCUUGGCAUUUGUGAUUUGAGUUGGACGUGUUUUUGUACCGUAAGAUUUUAUUUUCCUUGACUUUGGUUGCCAAGUCUUUUAGACCUCCACGCGUACACCGAGCGACUUAAUUAUUUUGAAUUUCGAAUCCUUACGCUUGAAGAAACAAUGCAGCGAAAUGUAAUUUAAAUAAUGCUAUCUAGACGCAGUGCUGAAUGUUAAUAUACUUGCAGAUGAUAUAAACUAAAACGGUAUUUUUCGAGUGGAUUGUGACAUAACGGGGCGAGCUUCGGUGUGAGAAAAUGCCUGGAUAUUUGUAUUUUUUUAAAUCUACGGAGUGCUGCUUGACAGCGUCAAGUCGUGAGAUGAUUGUGGUGUCCGUGGGUCUGCGAGCCGAACGAACGCGCGCGCCGCUGAACCCUACGCUCGAGCCCGUAGCGGCCGGCCCCGCAGUUGAGGCCGGCCGGGCGUGUACGCCGCCGUCCCGUCCCGCGUCUUGUCCGCCACAAUGCGAGAGGGGGGGGG